Molecule: messenger RNA, 2588 nt
Organism: Myodes glareolus (Bank vole)
Lineage: Eukaryota; Metazoa; Chordata; Mammalia; Rodentia; Cricetidae
Source: RefSeq, a predicted model, not a curated record
UGUGUGUGCCCGUCCCUGAAGAGGCCAGAAGAGGAUGUCAGAUCCCCUGAUGCUGUAACUAUAGCUGACUGAUGUAGGUAGUGGAAACGGAACUGAGAUUGUCUAGAAGAUGGAAUUCUGUUAACCACAGCGCCGCCUCUGCAACCCCGAAGCAGUGCCUUUUGAAGACUGUGGACGCACAGUUUUCAAAAUAACAAACUUUGAACAGUCUGACCAGUCCUCAUUCCCGUACUUUUACCUGGCCAGCCUCCUCCUCUGUAGGCUAACGCUGUGAUCUCUUCAUCCGGACGUUUUGUUCCUGAUCAGCAUGUUAAACCCUCUCCCUUCCCUUUCUCUUUCAGAAUUUAUCAGAAUUUCAAGUCAUUGUUCACAUUCUUUUCCUACUCUUAUAUUUUUUUUUUUCCCAAAAGAUUGUGCUCAGGGCCUUGCCAUGCAAGACAAAUUCUACCAUGGAGCUUCAUCCCUAGCCCUCAUGUUUAUUCUGAAGCCGUUUCCAUACCAACCAGUCGGCGCGGAAGGAGGACAACAGCUAAUAUCUGAAAAUCUAAGUUCAUUUCAAGGCAUUCGAAAUGGGGAAAGACUAUUAUUCCAUUUUGGGAAUUGAAAAAGGAGCUACAGAUGAAGAUAUUAAAAAGGCUUACCGAAAACAAGCCCUCAAAUUUCAUCCGGACAAGAACAAAUCCCCUCAAGCAGAGGAGAAAUUUAAAGAGGUCGCAGAAGCUUAUGAAGUAUUGAGUGAUCCUAAAAAGAGAGAGAUAUAUGAUCAGUUUGGGGAAGAAGGGUUGAAAGGAGGAGCAGGAGGUACUGAUGGACAAGGAGGUACCUUCAGGUACACCUUUCAUGGGGAUCCUCAUGCCACAUUUGCAGCCUUUUUUGGAGGCUCCAACCCCUUUGAAAUUUUCUUUGGAAGACGGAUGGGUGGAGGUCGAGAUUCUGAAGAGAUGGAGAUAGAUGGAGAUCCCUUUAGUGCCUUUGGAUUCAGCAUGAAUGGAUAUCCAAGAGACAGGAAUUCUGUGGGACCCUCCCGUCUCAAGCAAGACCCUCCUGUUAUUCAUGAACUUAGAGUAUCUCUUGAAGAAAUAUAUAGUGGCUGCACCAAACGGAUGAAGAUCUCUCGAAAAAGAUUAAACCCUGAUGGAAGGAGUUACAGAUCUGAGGACAAAAUUCUCACCAUCGAGAUUAAAAAAGGGUGGAAAGAAGGCACCAAAAUUACUUUUCCGCGGGAAGGCGACGAAACACCAAACAGUAUCCCAGCAGACAUUGUUUUUAUUAUUAAAGAUAAAGAACAUCCCAAGUUUAAAAGAGAUGGAUCAAAUAUAGUUUAUACCGCUAAAAUCAGUUUACGGGAGGCAUUGUGUGGUUGCUCAAUUAAUGUGCCAACAAUGGAUGGAAGAAACAUACCUAUGUCAAUCAGUGAUAUUGUGAAACCUGGGAUGAGGAGAAGAAUUAUUGGAUAUGGGCUGCCGUUUCCAAAAAACCCUGACCAGCGUGGUGACCUGUUAAUAGAGUUUGAUGUGUCCUUCCCAGAUGUCAUAUCUUCAUCAUCCAAAGAGAUCCUUAGGAAGCAUCUCCCUGCCUCAUAGAAUGAGAAGAACCUUGCUACCCAUAUUUUGAUAAGAUACUGAAAAUAUAAAAUGAAUGGCAGUGGACUGAUGUGCAUUCUGUAUAGAGCUGUGUAAGCGCCUCUGAGGGUUCAUUAAAGUGCAUGGAUAGAGACGGCUCAGAUAGGCAGAGUGGAUUUUUACAGCAGAGCUGAAGAAAAAAAAAAAUCACUCACUGUAUUGUAUUUCAUUCUCCCAAAUCGGAAACUUUUAGUAUUUCAUUUGUAAGUAAAAGCUGGUUUUGUGGUCAGUAGAUAUACCUCUAGUAAAGUACUAGAUCAUCCGAGUACUUUAUUGUGUGUGUCUUUAAAUGAUCAGUGUGAUAGACUUCCUUAGUAGAAAUUAAAAUUCUUACCUGUACAUGUAAUAUGUGGGGGAGAAUAAAAGACAAGGUCACCUUCAGAAAUGCUCCUUCGGGCUGGUACCGGCAGAAGAAAGCACUGAUGCGUGUGGUUCACCAUUGUGACCUCCCGUGUGCUGUCGCAUUUCUUAAGAGCAUGGGUGCAAUGCUCUUAGAGCCUCCCUCUUCAUGAAAAGAAAAUGAAUAACAGUUUAUCUCCUGUGGAAAUCCCAAUAACCUGAGUUACUGAUAUUUUAGCAACUGACCAUUGUUAAGUGGCCACCUGUACUUUUAUGCAACUUUGACUAUAUAUCUUGAACUGAAUACAAUAAGCUCAUUUUGUUUAUUAGUUUAAGAUCAUCUGUUUAAUAACGUUUGUUUUUAGAGAAAAUACUGCUACUUGGCAUUAAUUUUCCAUUUAUAGUCUUCUAUCCUCAUAAUAUGCUAUAUGUACCUUACAUAAUUUCCCUAAGAACAGUGAGCUACCACUAUGUGUUAAACCAAAUGUGCACAGAAUAGACACUACUGCUGCUCACGGGCCGUGUCGCUACGAGUCAUUAUGCAUAUAAACAUCUUACUUUUUCAUGUAUAUAGAUUGUGUUUCUUAGGUGUUUUAAUUUUUUAAAUAUAUUUACAUUUAAAAAUUA